AGAAUAAUAAUCAAAAAGGAUCUAAUAUACAUUAUGUAGAUCUUACCAAUAAAGCAUCAAAUGAUGAGAGUGACUAUCUGAUGAUUGAAUUAGUAAAUAAUAAGGAUAUAGAUCUGGCUGAG
Racocetra persica is the source of this 122-nucleotide messenger RNA. The record is from the annotation of a GenBank genome assembly. NCBI's taxonomy places the organism in Eukaryota, Fungi, Glomeromycota, Glomeromycetes, Diversisporales, Gigasporaceae.